CAACUCCUUAAUUCCCAAGUUUACCUUCCCUAUGAAGUUUCCUUCUUUCUCUCCUCUUUAAAAUCCUCACUCUCUCUACCCUGUUCAACUCAGAGAGAAACCAAACCAUCAAAAGAAAAUAUGGCGGAAUCGGCAAAGCAACACAUUGAUCGUAUUCGGAGGACUAAGUUUUCAAUCGGCGGAACUGAGAAUCCGUUGACGGAGGAUCUUCAUCAGGCCGUGAAGAAUCUCUCCGCUGAGCUCUACGCUAAAGAUGUUCACUUCCUCAUGGAGCUUAUCCAAAACGCUGAGGAUAACGAGUACCCUGAAGGUGUGGAUCCAUCGCUUGAAUUUGUUAUCACAUCUGAAGACAUAACAGCCACUGGAGCACCAGCCACUCUCCUCAUCUUCAACAAUGAGAGAGGUUUCUCUGAGAAGAACAUUGACUCCAUUUGCAGUGUUGGUAGGUCCACAAAGAAAGGCAACCGCAAACGCGGUUACAUCGGAGAGAAAGGAAUCGGGUUCAAGAGUGUGUUUCUGAUAACUUCUCAGCCUUAUAUUUUCAGCAAUGGCUACCAAAUCCGAUUCGAUGAGGCGCCUUGCAGCCACUGCAGCCUUGGAUACAUUGUUCCCGAGUGGGUUGAGCAACAUCCUUCUCUUGUCGACAUACAAAGGAUUUACGGUUCCGGUUCUGCUCUUCCGACAACAACCAUUAUCUUGCCUUUGAAAGCUGACAAGGUCAAGCCGGUCAAGGAACAGCUUUCCAAUGUUCAUCCUGAAGUUUUACUGUUUCUUUCCAAGAUCAAGCGUCUCUCUAUCAGAGAACACUGCCAAGAUCCGAACCUCAGCACAGUGAACUCUAUCGGGAUUGUAAGCGAGACGGAUUUCAUGACGAGGAAGAGCAUCGAUGCUGAGUCUUACACAAUCAAUCUCUCUGCUCGUGGAACUGAUUCUGAAAACCAAUGCAGUUACUACAUGUGGAGGCAGAAGUUUCCGGUGAAAAACGAGAACCGUGUGGAAAGGAGAAGCGAAGUCGAUGACUGGGUGAUCACUUUAGCGUUUCCAUAUGGAGAGCGUCUUGGCCUUGGAAACAGCUCUCCUGGUAUCUAUGCCUUUCUUCCAACGGAGAUGGUAACCAAUUUUCCGUUCAUCAUCCAAGCAGACUUCAUUCUUGCAUCGUCUAGGGAAACUAUACUUCUUGAUGACAUAUGGAACCAAGGGAUUCUCAGCUGUGUUCCGUCGGCUUUUGUGAAUGCAUUCACCACCUUGGUGAAAAAAACUGAAGCUCCCGUGUCUAGCUUGCUUCCUGCUUUUGGGUUCUUGCCUGUAGAGCCAUCGUCUUACGAAAAGCUGAAUCUUGUUCGAGAAUCCAUUAAGGCAAGAAUCUGUGCAGAGGAGAUUGUGCCGAGCGUAUCACAUUCACGACAGAAGUUCUUUCACAAGCCAAGCGAAGUUGGUCGUCUCAUCCCUGGUUUUUGGGAUAUCUUGAAGAAAGCGACGAGGGAAGGAGCGGGAUUGCAGAACAUUUCUUCACAUGGGAUCUACAUUUUGGAUUCCUCGUUUGACAAAGAAGAAAAUGACAAAGUUCUUGACUUCUUGGGUUUGAAACCAGUCAAAAAUAAAUGGUACGCAAAAUGCAUUCAGGGCUGCGAUCUCGUGACAAGUGUAUCGGAAAGUACGUAUGUUGAGAUCCUUCUUUUCAUAGCUCAAAACUGGCAGUCCAGAUUUCACAGUACAAGAAUGGUUAAAGUCCCGCUUGUCAAGUACCUUGUUCAAAAGGGAGCGACUUAUCUUAGCAGCUUGGCAGAUUUCAGCCCUCGGAUAUUAUGUCUCCCUGCAGAGAAGAACCAUUCAUGGCUUCUUGAAUGGAACUACGAGAUGAAAUGCACCUCUAAGUUUGUUUUCCUGCCAGAUACUACCCGGACUGCGUUGAAUGCGAGCUCCCAUAAGGAAACUAUACGUAACUGGCUCAAAGAGAAGGUUUCUGUCGUCGAUAUGAGUGUUUCUGAGUAUGCAAAACGUCUCCGGGAUAAUCUUAACGUAGACAAGAAGCUUGUGGUUUCUUAUGCACACUUUCUGCAUCACUCCAUCUCGGCAGGUUUUUUAUCAGACGUUGAGGCUGAGAAGUGCUGCAGAGACAUGCCCCUUGUGGACAACUAUGGGAAUGUCAACACGAGUAGGAAUGGGGUUCUUGUUCCUGCUAGCGCAGGUAAAUGGGUUAGCUUGACUGGUUCGAAUCCUUGGAUGAAGGACGACUACAUUGAGCUGUGGGAAGAGUAUUUGUUACCAGGCAAGUUCGCUUGCGUACGGUCUAAGAAGGGAGAGCUUCUUGGUUUCUUGAAAACUCACGCUAAGGCUGGAGAUAUACCUGAGAUUAAACCACCAAAUGCAGCUAUACCUGCGUUGUCUGGGGCUCUUAUAAAGGAGAAUGCUUUGUUGCUUUUGGAGUGGAUUAAGAAGAAUAGAGAUUCUCUUCCUCCCAGGUUCUUGAACUCUGUUAAAGGAGGAAGCUGGUUGAGAACCACGAUAAACGGAUCUUCUGAUUAUCGGCAGCCUUCUAAGUCGUUUUACCAUACUUCAUCAUGGGGAAAUGUUCUGCAGAGCGGAUCAAUUCUUGUGGAUAUUCCACUCGUUGAUCGGAGCUUCUAUGGGAAAAAGAUUGAGGAGUACAAAGAGGAGCUCAAAGUUGCUGGUGUCAUGUCUGAGUUUAGCCAAGCUUGUACGUUUGUUGGCGACCACCUAAUGCGUUUAGCUGAGACCUCGUCACUGUCAAGAGAGAAUGUGUUCUCGAUUCUGAAGUUCAUCAGGCACUUGAGACCCUCACCAGAUGAUUUCAUCACUGCUGUGAAAAAUCACCCUUGGCUAAAGACAAGUACUGGUUACCGAUCUCCAGAUGGAGCUGUUCUGUUCAGCAACGACUGGAAAGCUGCUUCACUGAUCAGCGACAUUCCGUUUAUUGAUAGAGAAAUCUAUGGUGAAACUCACCUCAAUGGCUUCAAGAAAGAGCUUGAGCUGCUAGGCGUCGUAGUUCAGUUUCCCAAUAAUCACAGCCUCAUCGUUUCACAUUUGAAUCCUGCAAAGCUGAGCUUUUUGACAGCCGAUGCAAUGCUCUUAGUACUUGACUGCAUGCGCCAGCUAAGUCCCCAGAAGCUUAUCAAUGCCCUAAGAAAUUCACAAUGCUUCAAGACGAAAAGUGGAUACAAAACUCCUGCUGAUUGUUAUAUACCUGAUCCGGAAUGGAGCUGCCUUCUAUCUGUUUUUGAUAGUUUCCCUUUGAUCGACGAGGAUUUCUAUGGAGAAAAACUCUCUACCUACACAGAGGAGCUGAAGCAGAUUGGUGUUGUGGUUCAACUUGAAGAAGCUGUUAAAGGGUUUGUGCGAACGUUCAAGCACAAAGCUACCUCCUCUGGUCUAACCCGGUAUAGCGCCUCGUCUCUUCUAUCUUGCUACAAGAAGCUGUUGGCCAGUAAUCUCAAGUUUCCUGAAGAACUUAUGAAAACGUUCAAAGAAUUACAAUGGCUACGUACUAAACUCGGCGAUUUCCGUGCACCAGAGAGCUGCAUUCUCUUUGAUCCAGAGUGGGAACCUCUCCGCCUAAUAGCGAAUCUCCCUUUUAUCGAUGACAGCUCAAACUGGUACGGCAAAAGCAUACACGAUUACAAGAAAGAGCUAAAGAGCUUGGGAGUUACAGUUGAGCUGAGACAAGGCAUGAACCAUGUGGUUAGCUCCUUAAGUCUCCCUGAUCCAUCUCGCAUCACUCCUGCAAGUGCUCUGUCUGUUUUUAAGUGCAUCAAGUUCUUGCUUGAGGAUAGAUAUCAGCAACUCCCUAAAGAGUUUCUCGACAAGGUUUCUGUCAAAUGGUUGAAGACACAUGCUGGUUACCGCAGUCCUGAAGAGUGUCUCUUGCUCGAUCACAGCUGGGAAUUAGAGCCUUGUGAUGGUCCUUUCAUCGAUGAAGCGUACUAUGGAUCUGAGCUUAAGUCGUUUAAACAAGAGCUUGUUAAGAUUGGAGUUGGUAACGAUUCAGCCAAAGCCUGCAACUUGCUUGGUAGACACGUUUAUACACAUUCCGAUUCUGAUGCGAUUUCCCGGAUAUAUAGAUUCCUCAGAAAAUCUGAAUGGAAAUCUGAGAAAGAUGGUGCGUCUUCAGGCCGGAUCUGGAUCCCGAGCGAUGGUAAAUGGGCUGAUGUUUCUAGCUGUGUGGUCUAUGACAAAGAUAAACUCUUUGGAUCUCAGCUAAACGUUCUUGAAAACCAUUACAACACUGGUGAUCUUCUUGGCUUCUUCUCAUCUGCGUUUGACGUGAGAACCAACCCGUCGAUGGAAGAUUACUGUGCUCUGUGGCAAGAUUGGGAGAGAACAAAGGACAGGUUGUCUUUCAAAGAGUGUUCUGCGUUCUGGACAUUCGUUGUGAAACACAGUAACUCGUUUAAAGCUGAGAAGUUCCUCUCUGAGUCUCUUACGCGUCUGCCUGUAAACUCACCAGAUUGCAGUAGCAGCAGUGGAGGAAUCUUGUUGUCUAGCAAAAGCGACGUGUUCAUAGCUGAUGACUUGCUCUUGAAAGAUCUGUUCAUAGAUUCCCCUGUUUUCGUCUGGUACCCUACUCCAAGCAGCUCUGCAUUGUCACAAACCAAGCUCACUCCGAUUUAUAGAAUGAUCGGCGUCCAAGAGAUCUCCAAAUGCGUCGAGGUGGCAGAAGCUAAGUUAACCGAUGGAGUCAAAAUGGUGAAGCAAGAGAGUGAUCUGAUCGGACAAGGGCUAGUGAGGCUCAUUCUUGGUUUCCUCUCUGAUCCAUCACUCGAGAUAGAAGGUGAGGAGCGUUCAAGAAUCAUACAUAGUCUCGUUAGCCUCAACUUUGUGGAAACUCGUGAGACGAUCUCGACGGAGUAUACUCUGAACCUACCGUCGAAAGGAGAGAAGCUGAUGGCUAAAGCUAAGAGGAUGAUAAGGUGGGAGAGAGAGAAAGGAGUUGUUUACGCAGAGAAGAGGGAGAAAGCGUGUGGGAAAAGAAAGGUUUUGGAGUACGCCACGUGUUUCGCUGAGGUGAUUGCUAAAGGAGUGAUGUGGGAGAGGGAGGAUCUGAUCGGACGGUUAUCUGAGCUCGUGAAGAUGGCUUACUUGGUUGAGUUCGAUGAAGAGGCUUUAGAGUUUCUUAUGAAGUCCAACAACCUUCAGGUCUAUGAAGAAGAUGAGAAACUCAUCUCAGAUGUUUUCUCUUUCAAGUAAAACUUAAGAUGCCUUCUAAAUCUCAAGUGAACCUAGUUACCUAGAGACCUCCUGCGUUGUAUGUAUCUCGUUUCUAUGCGUCUAUUUUGGUUUUCAAUAUCUUUUGUAAACUCUCAUGACUCUUUCUCACUACCACAAAAUAUUUUGAUAUUUUGGUAUCUCGUUUUACUAUUGAAAAUGAAUGAAAUACCGUUAGUUAACGGCUCCACUUUGACUGUAUCAAAAUUCAAAGCUUCUUAUGCAGGUUUUAG
Messenger RNA from Eutrema salsugineum, 5456 nucleotides. RefSeq lists its product as uncharacterized. NCBI's taxonomy places the organism in Eukaryota, Viridiplantae, Streptophyta, Magnoliopsida, Brassicales, Brassicaceae. The transcript has 4 exons. Bases 121 to 5205 code for a protein of 1694 amino acids. The record is from RefSeq and is a predicted model, not a curated record.